Suillus subalutaceus is the source of this 1009-nucleotide messenger RNA. RefSeq lists its product as uncharacterized. Lineage: Eukaryota; Fungi; Basidiomycota; Agaricomycetes; Boletales; Suillaceae. The transcript is spliced from 6 exons. The record is from RefSeq and is a predicted model, not a curated record. Bases 257 to 946 code for a protein of 229 amino acids.
AAACACGUGUAUGUGUUUCACCGUAUGUGAUUAAACUCAUGUAGUCUUCUUCGAGCGUUAUCAACCAAGCUUGUAAGGUGGUCCACGCACCGCAGGCUGUUCCACAAAAAUUUGAAGCAAAGUUAUUGUUCAAUUGACCCCACCCCUGAGAACAGUGGUGAUAUGAAAUCCUUGCCACAAGCCGCUUUUAUCUUUUGUCAAACGCAAAGGCCACAGUCCACUCGUGACAGACUGGGUUGAUAUAAAAGCUCAGCAUAUGGGAGAUGCACCAUCACACAACGCUCCUCAACAGGCUCGAUCCUGUUCAUCACAUUGCAUCGCUCCAUCUACAUUAGUUAUCCGUGACACCAUGCCCUCCCUAUUGGCUGUUUCCCGUGGGCUCUUACUCCUCAGUAUUUAUAUCUGCAACAUCGAAUCAAUUGUGAUUUUAAGGCUGGUAAUUAAUGCGCAUACCGUAGGAGCCUUCGUGGUCCUUGCUGCUGUGUCAAGCGUUUUUGCUCUGCUGGUUUUCCCGGUUACCCUCUGUUACAAGAGGCAAGCAGAAGCAGAGGUUAGUAACACUAGAUACCUCAUUGCCUUUAGCGCUUUGUGCCUUUUAGAUCUCCCAUCUUGUAUCACUCUGCCAUUCCGUGCGCAUCAGAAUAACGCGACAGCCCUUUGUCAAGACUUGUCUCAAUCUGGUGGAUGCACAGUGGCUAAUGUCCUCAUCGGUUGCUACUAUACGUCCGUUAUCCUUGCUAUCAUUGGUUUCGUAAUCACGUACAUCGAUAGACGCUCUGGUAUUCCCAAAGUCUCGCCUCCGUAUCCAAACGCCCAAGCGGCAAGUUCACAUUUCACCUUCCAAUACCCACAAGACGUGGAGUCAAGGAACAUGCCCACUGAGCUUCCAACCGGAAAAGCGAAACAGGCGCACGCAGAUGAGAGGUGGACUGAGAUCCCUCUGUAGACGGGCAUGGUUAGUUUUGUAGUUGUCCUGCGACUGAUGGGGGCAGCUUUGUUUGAUUAUGGU